AUGGCAGAUCUUGAGGAUAACGUCCAACAUUCGCACUUCGCAAAUCUCCAAUCUGCCCUUCCUGCUUCUAUAAUCUGGUGCUUGCAUCCAGAUCUUGGCCUUUUAUGGACACUGUAUGUUACUCUUAUGAUUCUCUGCUCUUCUGUUAGUUCAGACGUGGCACCUUAUUUCAUUUCUGAGCCACUCUCUGCCGUCCAGAAACUUAGUGAACCUAUAGAACUCUAUUGUUCUGCUAAACCUGUGACCACUCAUAUCUCAAGGUCGCAUAAUGUAAAAAAGAAGAGAAAUAUGGAAUAUAUUAAGAUUCAUCAGGGGAUUUUGACAAUUGUUUAUCUUAACUCCUCCCUUUUGGGUUACUACCAAUGCAUUUUCAACAAGGUCGAUGUUGUUGUAAGUGGCCCUGUAACAGUGUCCACAGCAGUUCUUGGCGAUUUUUGUUCACCCACAAAGCAUGUUAUUACAGCAGAAGAAAAAAGUGCUGUUUUCAUUGGCUGCAGUGAACCAGAGAGUAACCCCAAAGCUGAGGUGUGCUCUAAAAUCCAGGGAAAGUGGCUGAAGCAUUCCACAAAGAAUUACUUAAUCCUUCUAUCGAGACAUCUUUAAAUUUUGAAUAUAUCCUUAGAGGACAAGAAAUCAUACAAAUAUGCGGCUUAUAAUCCUGUCACACAUGAAAUAAAAGUUGAACCCAUUGGCCAAAAGCUCCUUGUGAGUCACCUUUCUUCAGAUGAUUUUGACAUUCUUCAUCCUGCUUGUUCACAGGUAUUAGUUGUUUUUUCACGUAUUCUUCUAACCUUGGAGUGUGUGGUUAGUGGGGUCUCAGCUCCUCAAGUGUGUUGGCUAAAGGACAAGCAGGAUAUUGCCCCAGGAAGCAACUGGAGAAGGUUGUAUUCUUAUGUUGCCACAGGUAGCAUUGACCCAGUGGACUCUGGAAACUAUUCCCGCGUGGUGGGAAACAAGACUGGAGAUGUGAAAUAUGUAACAUACAUGGUUAAUGUGCUUGAAUAUGCUACCAUUUCUAAAGGACUACAGGAUCAGAUAGUGUCUGGUGCCACAGUACAUGUUGCCAGUCAUAUUCAUGGAAACCCACCUGCCUGCCAUACCUGGUUUUAUAUUGCACAGCCUAUUCAUCCUUCCCCAUGACAUCUAAUUGCAGGAAAUUGACUGAAAGUCAGUGGGGUUAUUAUGGAAGAUACUGGGCUGUAUCAGUGUUUAGCAGAUAAUGGGAUUGGAUUUAUGCAGUCUACUGGAAGACUUGAAAUUGAAAAAGACAAUGGAUUCAAACCAGUUAUAAUCAUGGCACCAGCAAGUGCAAAGGUGAGAGGUGGAGACUUUGUCAUUCUGUCCUGCCAUGCCACUGGGCUGCCAGUUUUGGUCAUUCCUUGGUAUGACAGCUAUGGGUUAAUAGCCUGCCAUCUUGCUUAAGUCCUUAGACCUAAGUACCAAAAGUAACACUUAUCAAGGUCUGCAAUCUUGGACCUGAAGCCUGGCUACUUCCUCAUGUCCCAAGUUGACUCAAACUCUCUUCAUAUUUAGGAUGUGACUCAGAAACAUGUGGGGAAACACAUAUGGGAAGCUCCAGAUGGACACAAUACCACGCAGGGAGAAGCAUCUCUCAUGGUUGUUCCUUUUGAAACAAAUACAGAAGUGGAAAGAGUCAUACUUUCUGCUGCUACUCAGAAUGAUAAAAGAAAUAAAAGGGAUGGUUCAGAAACUGAAUUGAGCUCAUGUCCAGUUAAGGUACAUCCCAGUGCAGUGGAAUCAGCAUCAGAGAAAAAUGUUAAUGGCAUCGCUGUUCCUGUCGCCCACAUCAUACUGAUCCCCUGACAGACCCACACACCAGAUACGUACAAGCUGGUGUGGAGCGCAGGCAGGAGUGGUGGGCUAUCCAUUAAUGGGUAUUUUAUGACAUAUCAAAAGCUGAACAAUGGGGUUGGUUUGGUAGGAAUUUGACAUACAGUUCAAGUCCCAGGGAGUGAAAAUGAGCUCCAUUUAGCUGAAGUAGGGCCAUCUAGUCUUUACAAAGUCCUAAUAGUAACAAGAAGUGGAGCAGGUGAAGGACAAACUGCCAUGCUUACCUUCUGAACCAGCAAAGAAAAAACAGCAUUGACAAAAAACACCCAGGCAUUCUCUCCACCCAUGGGCAUCCCUAAGUAUCCUGUUGUUUCAGAAGCUGCAAACAAUUUUGGAGUGGUACUUACAGAUUCUUGAAGGCACAGCGAAGUUCCAGAGGCACCAGAUGGCCUUGCUAUCUCCAAUGCAUCAGAGACAUUGGUCUAUGUCACUUGGAUUCUCCUGGAAAAUUGGGUUUCUCCAAUCACUGCCUUCAAAGUUAAAUAUAAAAGGAUGAGGACCAGUGAUUGACUGGUGGCAGCUGAAGAUAUCCUUGCUUCCAAAAUAUCCGUGGAAGUUCAUAGUUUAGAACUGGGUUCAACAUACAAAUUGCAAGUCAUUGCUAUCCAUCAUCGGGGUUUUAGGAGUCCAGAGUCUUGUCCUUAUCAGGUGGCUGGGUUCCCCAGUCAUUUUUUCAACCAUCCAAAUGGAACUCACAUUGUAUACACAGAGGCUGUCAGUGUCACCCAGAUAGUGCUAAAGUGGACAUACAUUCCAUGAAGUAACAAUAACACUUCCAUCUUUUAUAUCUAUUGCCGACCAUCAGAUAGUGACAAUGACAGUGAUUACAAGAGGGAUGUAGUAGGAGAUUCAAAGGAGUAGCACAUGAUUGGCCAUCUGCUGUCAGAAACUUCCUAUGGCAUUAAAAUGCAGUGCUUCAGUGAAGAGAAGAGUGAGUUUAGCAAUGUGACAAUCUGCAAGACUACAGUAAAACGUGUUUCUGGAGUUUCUGAGUAUCCGAAAGGCUUGAGUAUCCCUCUGAUCCUCAGAAAUGAAGGAAAUAUGAGGCCUGUAACCAGCCCUGCCAGAAGCAGUGACAUGUUAUAUCUGAUCCUUGACCAUAUGCUGGGUGUCAUGGUCCUUAUUUUGUGGCUUUUUAUUGCAAUGUGCCUGUGGAAGAAUCACCAGUAGAAUACCAUACAGAAAUAUGACCCACUGGCAUAUCUCUACCGGGGAUCCGAUAUUAAUGGGCGGAUGGUGGAAUACACCACUGUCUCAGGAGCAAAUGAGAUAAAUGGAAAUGUUCAUGGAGGCUUCCUGAGCCAUGGCAGUCUCAGCAGUGGCUGUUCCCACCUUCACCAUAAGGUCCUCAAUGGAAUCAAUGUAAUUGUGAAUGGGAGCUUAAAUGGAGGACUUUACUCUGGGCACACCAACUCUGUAACCAGACACGUGGAUUUUGAACAGCCUCAUUAUCUAGUGAACGGUGGUGGAAUGUACAUAGGGGUGCCUCAGAUUGACCCUCUGGAAUGUGUUAACUGUCAAAAUUGUUGAAACAACAAUAACUGUUUCACCAAAACCAACAGCAAUUUCAGCAGUAUCCCUCUUCCUGUGGUCUCUAGGGUGUCACCUUGUCCUCAGUACGGUGUGGGAAUCAGGCCCCUCAGUCAAAUGAAGAUGCCCAUAUGCCUGGCUUGCGUCCCUGAUUGUGGCCAGUUACCUCAGGAGAGCAUCAAGAACAAUGUGGAACCAAUCUCUACUCAGCAUACUUGCUGUCAGGAUAAUAGAAACAAUGUCAGCUCUAAUCACAUAGAAGAUCCAGAAGAGUUCAUCAGAGGAGACAGCUGUGUCUCUUCAGAAAUGGACAGCAACACUUUACAUUGGAAUCUUCUUAUUUUGCCACCUAUCUCAGAGGACUGUGCUGAAAAGACAACAUGGCCUCCUCCUGGUGUUCCUUUGGACAGCCCCUCAGGGGUCCUCCAGCAGCCCCAGGAAACCAGAGGAUAUGCAAACAACCAGUCAUGUUCCGACUUCAAUCCUGUAACUAACUGCACAAAACAUGCCUGUGAAUGA
Chlorocebus sabaeus (green monkey) is the source of this 3900-nucleotide messenger RNA. The record is from RefSeq and is a predicted model, not a curated record. Lineage: Eukaryota; Metazoa; Chordata; Mammalia; Primates; Cercopithecidae.